AUGCGCCAUGCGCAUGAAACUCAGAGCCAGAAGAAAGAGUUGACGUGUGGGGGGCCAUGCACUUGGAAUCCGCAACCGGAUUUUGGGGGAGGCGCUGAUCAACGGCUGGAGAAUAUCCUGAGGAGACAACAUAAAGAAGCACUAAAGAAGAGACCCUUCAGUUUUAAUUAUGAUGGUUGUUUAUUGAACGAUAAAUGAAGCAGAAAACUUGCUCAAACCUCGAGAUACAAAGAUCGCUCAAAGGAAAGAAAGCCUAAAUAUAUUCAAAACUUUGAUCAAGAAAGCGAGAACAAACGGCAGCGAGAACAUGAGGUCAUAUAUGAGAGAAAAAACUUGCUAAGGAAGAAAGCAAGGAUGAUCCACCUCUAUGCAGACAAGGACAAAUUUGUCACUAGUGCUUACAAGAAAAAACCUGCGGAGCAGGCACAAUGGAUGAGGAGGAACGCGCGUCAACUUCAGGAGGAGAAAGGAGGUGAUGUUACCAAGAAAAGUGAUUUGAGUGACUUCUACUUCAAUCUUGGAAAAAAUGUUGCAUUUGGUGCAAACGACAGAGAGUCAAGGCAGCAAGAGAGACAAACUGAGAUUAAGAAGCCAGAGAAGUUGGAUGAUAAAUUGGAUGCUAGUACAUCAGACAGAGGCCAUUUAUUGGCAGACUCGAAAUCAGUUUUUGAGUCAUCAUCCAGGGUAAAAGAGGGGCAUGGGGAUGAAACUUCUUCCUCCCCUUCUCAUAAGAGGAACAGCGAGUCGUUGGUUCUCAUGCCAGUUUCUGAUAAGCCAGCGUCUAACUCUUCACAAGAAAAAACUUCAAGUGAACAACCAAUAGCUAACCAACCAAUGAAUGACCAUCAUAAACGAAAUGAAGAUGCCCUGGCUGCAGCAAAGGAACGUUUUUUGGCACGGAAAAAGGCAAAGCAGCAGCUAUAAAUGAUCUUCUCUCUCUAUUUUACUUAUCUCCAUGUUUGAUUUUUUUUUUUUUUAAUAUUUUUUAUCUUGAAGGGUAUAGGUGGAAGUGAAUUGUGAUGGUUAAUAGAGAUUCUGCACAUCAAUGUUUUAUAUUUUUGUCAAUUGAACGUAAUUGAUAUUUUGAUUUUUAACUUGAAAGAAAUAUAUGAUCAUCAAAGAGAAUCUUGUAAGUUA
Jatropha curcas is the source of this 1137-nucleotide messenger RNA. NCBI's taxonomy places the organism in Eukaryota, Viridiplantae, Streptophyta, Magnoliopsida, Malpighiales, Euphorbiaceae. The record is from RefSeq and is a predicted model, not a curated record.